Trichomonas vaginalis G3 is the source of this 1124-nucleotide messenger RNA. Its product is annotated as antigen BSP-related family. The record is from RefSeq and is a predicted model, not a curated record. Lineage: Eukaryota; Parabasalia; Trichomonadida; Trichomonadidae. The transcript has a single exon. The annotation marks the transcript as partial.
AUGAUUUUACUUUUAGUACUUGGUUACACCGAUAUUGACAAAAGUUUUUAUUCAAAUGACGGGAAAAUCCUUAAAAGAGUUAAUGAUAAAUCACAUGAUCUCAGAAUAUCAUCAACAUGCGAAAUCAUCCAAGAAAACUGCUUUUACGGACUCAGAACUUUAAAUUCCUUUUCAUUUGAAGAAAAUCCAAACUUAACAACAAUUGGAUACCAAAGUUUUUAUGGGUGCACAAAUCUUACCAUAAUAAAUCUAUCAUCAUGUUAUAAACUUACAAAAAUAUCUUCUUAUGCAUUUCGCGACUGCUUUAAAGUCAAACAGAUACUUUUACCAGAAGGUCUCCUUAUAAUACAAGCCUAUGCAUUUUAUUCUAUUUCACAAGUGACCAGUGUUAUCAUACCCGCAUCUGUUGAAUUAAUAGGAGAUGGUGCAUUUCAUGGCUGUUCUAAACUACAAAAUGUUACUUUUAAAGAAGGAUCAAAUUUAACUUCAUUAGCAGAGGAUUUAUUUGUUUAUACUGCAAUUACUUCGUUUCAAAUUCCAGAAAAAGUUUCCGAAGUCAAUGGACAUCCAGUUAAAAAUGGGCAAUUAACAAAUUUUACAAUUCAUCCUAAUAAUAACUACUUAACAGUUAAAGAUGGGAAUGUUAUUUAUUCAAAAAAUAAAAGUAUUUUAUUUUUUAUUUUAAACAAAACAGGAUAUGAAAUUCCAAACUCAGUCACAACUUUAGGAAAUAGUUGCUUUAGAGGUUCAUCUAUCGAAACUAUUCAUAUCCCAUAUUCAGUUACAACUAUUGGAUGGCAUUGCUUUGCAGAAUUAUCUUUAAAGAUAAUUAAAAUUCCAAAUACAGUCACAAGUAUUGGAGAUGAUUGCUUUAGAGGUUCAUCUAUCGAAACUAUUAUAUUUCCAAAUUUAACUACAACUAUUGGAGAUGGUUGCUUUGCAUUUUCAUCUAUCAAAACAAUUAUAAUUCCAAACACGGUCACAACUAUUGGAGAUAGAUUCUUAUACUAUUCAUCUAUCAAAGCAUUUACAAUUCCAAACUCAGUCACAACUCUGGGAGUGUGUUGCUUUUCACAAACAUAUAUAGAAACAAUUAUAAUUCCAUCAAGUGUGAAAAGGAUUGA